AUGUUCGGCUGGAACUUGUUCCUCAUCCGCGACAAAGACGGGAACAUCAAUGCUUUCCACAACAUCUGUCGGCACCGAGGACACCCCGUCACUCAGAAGGCCAGUGGAUCGAGUACGGUGCUGGCAUGUCGGUUUCACGGCUGGUCGUACCUUCCCAACGGAGACCUGCACAAAGCCCGAGAAUACAGCCACCUUCCAGACUUUGAUCCCAAGCAGCAUUCGUUGUUCAAAAUUCACACGCAUGUGACGGCUCAGGGAUUCAUAUUUGUGAACUUUGAUGCAAGGGAGACUCCUGCGGUGAGUUUCGAGGAGCAGUUUGGCGACGACUUCGAUCCAGCACCAACGACGAAGACGGGGAGGGAGAUUGGUGACGAGUUUGCGUUGUUUCCUAAGGAUGGGUGGGAGUAUGACCAUACGUGGAACAGCUCUGUGGCGGGAACCGAGUUCAAUUGGAAAACCUUUGCGGAUGGAUUCCAGGAAUGUUACCAUUGCCAGACUGGGCAUCCCACGACGUUGCCCAAAGACUUUGCGCUGGACCAGUAUUACUUGCGUCAGGGGAUAGGAGCGUCACGGCACUUCCUGCCUCCCAAAAGAGAAGGGCUGUCGGAAGCGUAUAUCACCUGGUUGUACCCCAUCGGUGCUGUUAUAUUCAGUGACAAUCUCCUAUUCAUCGCCCGAUAUAACGCAGCGGGAGCACUUGAAACAUCGUAUCAAAGUGAAACGUACCGGAGGUCGAGUAUGCAAAAACCCAGCCCGGAAUACGACCAUUGGAUGGAGCAUGACAUUGGGUAUUGGCGAUUCGUAGAGAUUGAGGACGUUGAGUUGGCCGUCAAUGCGCAGAAAGGGUUUAAAUCCGGAGUGCUGGGCUUAGGCCGGUUGCACUCGAUCGAAGAACACGCGGUUAAAUGGUAUCUCGACAAGGUGAGGGCUGUGUUAGUGGGACACGCCGAGGCGGAGAAAGCGGCAGGUAAAAAUAUCGAUUAUUCAGUUCCCCAGGCACAGAGCGAGGCGGCGGAGCAGGAUGAACUUUGCAAGUUAGUCGGGCCGGAGUAUGAAUGGUAG
Messenger RNA from Cladophialophora psammophila CBS 110553, 1062 nucleotides. RefSeq lists its product as uncharacterized. NCBI's taxonomy places the organism in Eukaryota, Fungi, Ascomycota, Eurotiomycetes, Chaetothyriales, Herpotrichiellaceae. Gene Ontology annotation, molecular function: 2 iron, 2 sulfur cluster binding; iron ion binding. The record is from RefSeq and is a predicted model, not a curated record. The transcript has 4 exons. The coding region runs from base 1 to 1062 and encodes 353 amino acids.